UUCCUUUCUUUUUAGAAAAACCUAAGUUACUAUUUUUCACCGUAACCAUUUAUCUCGGGUUACUAUGCGCCUUACGAUUUACUUCUAUUCCUUUCUGUGUAUGUUGUCGUUAUUUUUGAGUUUCCUACAACCCGGUUUUCCUGAGGUCUGGCUUGCCUCCGCCCACAAGCCGAGGAGUGCAUAAAUACCCAGGCCCCUGGCCCUGCAGCAGGCUGAUUCCUCAAUCAGUCCAAAAGCUCCCUCAGCCUGCUGCUGGCCCGAGGUCCCCUGCGAUGGAGCAGCGUUUUCUCGGCCGCGUGAAGGAGGACUGGAACUCCGCAGACGUGGCGCCAGAGGUCCAGCCUCCACCCAGCGAGUGCUUAGCAGAGUCUGGGCCGUGGCCGCUCCCUUUCUACCCGGUACUGGAUGAGUUCUCAGGCGACCACGAUGAUUUCGGUUGCAAAUUGCUUUCCAGUCCUUGCUGGCGCCUACAUUUUCCCUUCGUGGGAGACCGACUCGGUCCCAGAGCCCCGAGCACCUUGGAACCAAGCCCAGCCCAACUGGCACCGGGAGGAGAGAGGGACCCGGCACCGGAACCCGACGGGCGCCUGCUUCAGCAGCUGGCGUUGGCCAGACCGACCGGGCCCCGCGACAGACAGCAGGACGUCGAGACCCCUGACAGCGGGCCCCCUUCAGAGGACCGGUCUCCUCCUGCCCCCUCUCGGUGGAGCCGCGACGGGCUCGUCUCUGGCUGCUUCGAGUGGAUCGGUCGCACCCUGCGCGCCUUGAGCUGCUGUGGCCGCUGCUGGUCCGUCUUUGGCGCCAAGGAGCCCUUGAUUGCAGCCUGAGCCUGUUGGGCUCUUGCCCCAGGCAAAGAUCCUCGGCUACAAAACCUACCCCUUACAUGGAAUAAAAACGCAUUAAGACCUCAGUUCAGAGAUGGUUGUCAAAGCGUGGUCUCUUUCCCCUUGAGCUUCUCGAUGCAGUCUGGUCGCUUGGCACUUGCACCUUCCUUGUUGCACAGUGAGCUCAGGGAACAAAACUGCAACCACUAUUUCUGCUAUUUUCGCCCAGCAGUCCAUGGCCCAACUGUCCGUGGCAGUGCCUCUGGCUUUGAUGAGCCGGACGUUCUGGCUGGCCGGCAGCAGUGGCGGUCUCUUCCGGGAGCGCUUCCUCCCUCCCAGUACUUUGAAGCACAGUUUUCCUGGCUGAGCCUCUGAUUGGUGCACGGCCAAGAACUGUUUCUUGUCCAACCGGAAGUGUUUCAGAAGGAGUGCUUCAAAUCUUGUCCUUUUUGGGAGGGAUGUUUCUUUCCAGUAUCUUUUAUUAUCACAAGGAUAUAUUUCGAUUUGCACCGCUUUCCCCCUCACCCCCGUUCACAAAUUUUCAUUAGAACAAUUGAUUUUGAUUCAUUGUCUUUUUUUCCUCCUCCCAGUACGGUUUAUGGCCAGAAAGAUAUAUUUCGAUUUGCAGUGCUUCCCAAAGCUCCGGCUUACAAUUUUUAUUAAAACGGUUUAACUCCGUUCACUGCCUUUCCCCACAACUACGUUGUUCCAGUAGAACGAUAUAUUUCCAUUUGCACCGCCUCCUCUCCUUUACAAUCUUUCAUUAAAACUAUUUAUUUUCAGUGUCUUCCCCAUUACGUUUUUUCAUCAAAACGACUUAUUUCUAUUUGGGCCCUUACCCUCCUUUUACAAAUUUUCAUUAGAAUGGUUUAUUUUAGUUCUUUGUGACUUGGGGGGGGAAAUUAUUUCCCUCCUGUUAUGAUUCUUCAUAGAUCGAUUUACUUAGGUUUGUUGACUUUUUUGUUUCUUUUCCCCCCAGUAAUGCUUAUCAUCAGAACGAUAUAUUUCUGUUCUGAUUUGCACCGCUUUUCCCCGCUGUUUACAAUAUCUCACUGCAAGGAUUCUUCUCGGGUGUAUCUCGGUUUUUUUCCACCACCACGGUAUUUCGAUUUCAUCAUUCCCUCACCACACACCCCAUUUACAAGUUUUCAUCAUAUCGAUGUAUUUCACU
Molecule: messenger RNA, 1995 nt
Organism: Sus scrofa (pig)
Lineage: Eukaryota; Metazoa; Chordata; Mammalia; Artiodactyla; Suidae
Source: RefSeq, a predicted model, not a curated record